UCGAGAUAGGUUCAAGCAGUAAACCUCUGAGGCUAAUUUUGCACAUUAGGUACAGCAGAAAUAUAAAUUAAUCGUCCAUCAGUUAUUCAUUGACCCCCCCUAUGUUCUAGACAAUGCGUUGUAAAGGAGUUACAUAGUCAGAUGGGCACGGAAGUAAAAUUACUUUGGCGGUAAAGCAAGCUGUGGGGAGAGACUUGAAGCAGGGAGACCAAUUAGAAGCGUCGUGGAAUAAUCCAGGUAAAAGUACUAGCAUUGCCAGGGAGGUCGGAAGCGCUUUGCAAGCCCCCGAAUGGCUCUACAGAAAUGUACGCCGUCUAUCAAGAACAGUUUCCAGGAACUUUUUCCAAAGCUCUUACAAAAGGAGCAGAAAACUCAGAUUUCCUAAUUCUGCCUCGUGACUCCCUGGGAACGGGCGAAACCAACAGCUGAAAUUUCUUAGAGGACAGGGGAGGCUCGGAGGGAAGAGAUGGCGCCUCUGCUUCAGCCUUCCCAGCCUCCACCCUUUGCCUCCCACUUUUGGGCAAUGGAUUCCGCGGGUCACAUGAUGGGAUGGGGCUCGUGACUUCGGACCCUCCCGGGAAUUCUCACUUGAUCCCUUACUUGCUCCAUCUCUCAUUCACUCUGUGUCUUGCACUCUGCUUGCAAAGAUGUUGUGCGGAGGGACUUCAGCAACCAAGCCGGCUACUGAUGAAACACAGCGGAUCGCUGACGCGGUGAAGGCAGAGCUUGAAGAGAAAGAAAAUAGGAAGUUCUCAACCUUUAAGACUGUAGAAUUUAAAAGUCAGAUGGUUGCUGGAAUAAACUACUUUAUUAAGGUUCUUGUUGGGGAAGAGGAAUUUGUACAUUUGAGAGUAUUCCAAAGUCUCCCUCAUGAAAACAAGCCAUUGCAACUAUCCAGUUAUCAAACCAACAAAGCCAAGACGGAUGAACUGGCCUAUUUUUAACGCACUAUUUGGAAUAGUGGCCCUUUUGUCUUUUAUAUGGGUAUAUUAUAUACACCAUAUAGUAAGGUAUUAAAAUUUGGGACAAUAAAAGAAAUCUGAUCUUUAAUAA
Molecule: messenger RNA, 1053 nt
Organism: Monodelphis domestica (gray short-tailed opossum)
Lineage: Eukaryota; Metazoa; Chordata; Mammalia; Didelphimorphia; Didelphidae
Gene: CSTB
Product: cystatin B
Cellular component (GO): cytosol
Molecular function (GO): cysteine-type endopeptidase inhibitor activity
Source: RefSeq, a predicted model, not a curated record